CACGCCCCCUGCUGUGAGCACUUCCGUUCUGGCAGCACUGAGGCUCUGCCUCUUCCGGAAGCGCUUCCGGGCUGGGCGCUGCCGCCAUGGGGGUCACCUGCGUGUCGCAGGUGCCGGUGGCAGAGGGGAAGAGUGUGCAGCAAACAGUGGAGAUGCUGACACGUAAGCUGGAGCUGCUGGGAGCCGAGAAGCAGGGUACCUUCUGCGUGGACUGUGAGACCUACCACACCGCUGCUUCCACCAUCAGCAGUCAAGGGCAGACGGGCAAGCUGAUGUACGUGAUGCACAACUCCGAGUAUCCCCUUAGCUGCUUUGCUCUCUUUGAAAAUGGCCCCUGCCUCAUAGCAGACACCAACUUUGAUAUCCUUAUGGUGAAGUUGAAAGGCUUCUUCCAGAACGCCAAGGCAAACAAGAUAGAGAGCCGGGGCACUCGCUACCAGUACUGCGACUUCUUGGUGAAGGUGGGCACAGUUACGAUGGGUCCAAAUGUCCGAGGGAUAUCCGUGGAGGUGGAAUACUGCCCCUGUGUGAUAGCCAAUGACUGUUGGAACCUGCUUAUGGAGUUCAUGCAGAGCUUCAUGGGAAGCCACACGCCCGGCAUCCCGUCUGUUUUUGGCACCAAGCACGACAGCAUCUACAGCCCAGCAGACACGAUGGUCCAGUACAUGGAACUGUUCAAUAAGAUCCGCAAGCAGCAGCAGGUGCCUGUAGCGGGGAUCAGAUGAAAGGACUUCCUGGAGCUCAGUUUGGAGCAACUGCGUCCCCUUUUCUGCCUGCUCAUGUGGAUCAGGACUCCCUCCAAACGGCAGCGCUGGAGGUAGCCCAAGGUUUAACUUUUUUAUUUCUCAGCCUCUUUCUCAUGUUUCAAAGCAAAGAUCUGGAAUGCAAUGCGUCUUCCCUGUUGACCCGCUUCAUGUUUUUGAGGGUGUCUGGGAUUUGGCCCAUGGUUCUUUGUACAGCACUUUGUGCGGGGGAUUUCUGUUCAUCACCAGAAGGAGGAAAGAGAAAUUCCAUCCAAACACAUGCAAGGGCUGUGUUUUCUUGGCUGCAGACAGCCACACAAGAGAUUGUUUUGGAAUUUGUUUUCACAUUCCUAUGUGAAAGUGUCUUGUUACUUUUCAUCAAAAUAAAAAGGUGUAUUUUUUUGAGGAGAUGGAGUCUUUUACACAGCAAGAAUCGCGCUGAUUUGUAUUGUUCAUUUGACAGGCUGUUGGGGUUAUGCCUAUGUCCUGGGCACAGGACGGUUGCAGGGAAGGUCUAACGAUGGUGUUAGGAAGGAAGAUUUGCAAGAAGGACAGGGGGUUUCUCGUAAAGAAGCAGAGUGCACCUUGCUCGCAGAAAAUAGUUUUGGUUCCUUGCUAAUACAGGGGUCUGGAAGAGUCUGGAGAGUAAGGAAAACAGGAAUAGACUUCUCCUAAAUAGAUUUUUCCUUCUGAAGCAGUCGGGGGGAAGAAGGUGGAUUAUUACUUGAUUUUUAGAGAACUCUCUCUAGUGGAGAACCAGUUAUUUAGAUAUAACUUCUUUGUGAUUACUAUUUAUACCUGUAAGCCUAAUUAACUGUUAGAGUGCCUAGAGUUUUUUGUGGGGGCAUUUAAUAAAUUUAAUCAGCACUGAGUCCAGAAUGGUCUGGUUAACGAGCCACAAUAAAUGGCACAACGUACUCAAGCGUAAUAGAAAUUCCAACAUGCUGCAUAUACUGAAUUAUUGCAACUCUGGGCUCAAGUUCCCAACGUGUGCGCUGACUUCAGCGGGACUAUUAAUUUUCAGGGAUGGAGGUUCAGUGAGAAUCUGGCCUGCUGUCAUCCCACAGAGUUAAGUGUGACUGGAAAAACUUAUGAAAACAAACUCUUGUCUUUGUAGGAAGUUAUUUCUGUCCCGUUCCUCCUUUUAAGCCUUAAGGUUAAAAAAAAUUACCUUUUAAUGACCAGAUUAGUCAUGCUGAAUGUUGCUAAUGCUCUAUUAAUUCCCGAAAGAUGAAUUCUGUAACCAGAGAUGUCAAAACUCUGGUCACAUGUCUUAAAAACACAGAAUGUGUGCUGGAACCUCUGGGGACUUCUGUGCUCUUAUUAAUACAUUGUACUGUUCCUGGAGUAAUAAAGUGGGACUCCUUGA
This is a messenger RNA of Cuculus canorus (common cuckoo), 2112 nucleotides long. It is a transcript of the gene MED20, whose product is annotated as mediator complex subunit 20. Gene Ontology annotation, molecular function: transcription coactivator activity. The record is from RefSeq and is a predicted model, not a curated record. The transcript has 4 exons. Gene Ontology annotation, biological process: regulation of transcription by RNA polymerase II. The coding region runs from base 87 to 725 and encodes 212 amino acids. Gene Ontology annotation, cellular component: mediator complex. NCBI's taxonomy places the organism in Eukaryota, Metazoa, Chordata, Aves, Cuculiformes, Cuculidae.